Bipolaris sorokiniana ND90Pr is the source of this 633-nucleotide messenger RNA. RefSeq lists its product as uncharacterized. The transcript has a single exon. The record is from RefSeq and is a predicted model, not a curated record. Bases 101 to 583 code for a protein of 160 amino acids. NCBI's taxonomy places the organism in Eukaryota, Fungi, Ascomycota, Dothideomycetes, Pleosporales, Pleosporaceae.
CCUUUUCUUUUAAAAAAAAGAGAACAUUCCACGUCAGGCCAUGUAGUGAACAACCCCAGCUAAUACCCCCACCCACUCUCCCAUAUGCACACAUACGCAUAUGCAACUCCAUCACGACAACUGCAUACGUCCUCAGAUACGUCACGAUAACCAGCCACCCAACGCCAACGCCCCUCCCGCGGCAAAAGCAAAAAAAGAACCCGCACCCUCUGCCGGUCACCAGCACAGCCCUAGCUGCCAGACCCGGCACCCCCCCUCUCCCCAAGCUCCACCCACAACCACACCAACCCUUCAAAUGUGGAGCUUAGCCAAAACCUUCAAUUCUUUUGGGUGUGCGGGGAAAAUCAUGCGAGCCAAGAUCCACGCUGGGACAAUACCCCGUUGGUCCUUCCGCUCUUUUCCCCCAUUCCGAGCCACACCCACCUCCAAGCCCCCAAGCCCUACUAAACAAGGGGAGCCUUUCGAGGUGGCCGGGGAGAGUUGCAGAUCGAACCGCUCGGGGAGCGCGGCAGAUGUGGAAAAAAGCAAAACAUCAUGGCAAAAGUCGAAGAAAAAAGCAAGGAUGUGGUUUGUUAUUGAGUAGUAGAGUUACUUUACACUAGCUUGCACAAUCGGCUUCCGCUUCUUGCGCAC